Durio zibethinus is the source of this 1666-nucleotide messenger RNA. The record is from RefSeq and is a predicted model, not a curated record. NCBI's taxonomy places the organism in Eukaryota, Viridiplantae, Streptophyta, Magnoliopsida, Malvales, Malvaceae.
GAGGAGAAAUCAUAUAAGACAACUAACAAUUUUGCAUAUUUUUACAAAUAAAAGAAAAAAAAAAGUAAAAUUUGGGCCUUAAGCCCCAAAUCAUGUACUCGAAAUAAAUUCUGGGCCUGCAUCUAGAUCUUGAAUUGGGCUGGGCUAGAAAACCCAAAACUACCCCCAACGAUUCGAAAUAACUACAAAUUUCACCUUCUGCUGCCAAUCCCAUUCACAUCCACAGAUCUGCUCCUACCUCCCCGAGUCCCAGGCGGAGAGAAUGGAGCAACAUGAAAAGCAAUAGCACGAGGUGUACGGAGGGGAGAUUCCUGACGAGGAAGGAGAGAUGGAAGCUGACGUGGGCAUGUCUGGUGGAGCUGAAGAUUACAAAGGCAACGACCGUGAGCUUGAGCAUGAUCCCGAUUCCAACUCCCAGGACUUGGAGGACAUGAAAAAGAGACUUAAGGAGAUCAAGGAAGAGGCUGGGGCUUUACGUGAAAUGCAAGCUAAAGUCGAGAAGGAGAUGGGAGCUGUCCAAGAUUCCUCAAGUGUUUCUGCAACCGAAGCUAAAAAGGAAGAAGUGGAUUCCCGCUCCAUUUAUGUUGGUAAUGUAGACUACGCAUGUACACCUGAGGAAGUUCAGCAGCAUUUUCAAUCCUGUGGAACAGUGAACAGAGUGACAAUUUUGACCGACAAGUUUGGUCAACCUAAAGGAUUUGCCUACGUUGAAUUUGUUGAAAUUGAUGCUGUUCAAAAUGCUCUACUGUUAAAUGAAUCAGAAUUGCAUGGUCGUCAGUUGAAGGUUUAUAACUUCUUAUUAUCGAGGAAGGGAACCCAACCCUUAUUUCCGCACCCAAAGUUCUUUCAUGCCUGGUCCUGCUUUCUAUCCUCCAUAUGGCUAUGGGUAAGCAUGGAAAUAUGUUUGCUUUAUUUGGUUGCUGGAUACAAAGAAAAGGAUAACUUGAUAUGUUUUGGUUUCUCUAUAUGUUCAGUUGUUUAUUUGUUUCUUCCGAAUUAGAUGUAUGAAAGUGGAAAAGAUCCAACUGUGCUCAGAAAUUAUAUGUAUAAUGAUCUCUGCUAGAAGCAUUUGUUAUGCCUAUAACAUUUAAUCUUUUCGCAAUCAUGCCUCCAGACCCUGGUCCUGUGAAGUAAUUUGAUUUGUUUUACGCUCAUUCUUGAAAGAAUUGAAUGUGAUAUUUUCUGUGUACUAACCUUCUUAUAGAAUGUAUUAACUCGGUUGACCUCAUUUUCAGGAUGGUUCCAAGGUUCAGCCGGCCCAUUAGAUACAGGCCAUAUUAAGACAGAUCUCACAUUUUCAGAAGCUGCAACUUUGAGAAGACCAUUGAUUAUAGUUUAUAAUGGUCAUAUUGUUGUUCUGUAUAACAUAGAGGGAGAAAGUUGAACUGCAAUUUGCUUGCCAAAGGGCCGGCCGGAUUUGUUCUCCAAUUGUGAGCUUGCAGGAGUGUUAUGGAUCCAUUAAUCUGAGCUUACCUGUACUUUGCUUAGAAGGGGAUAAAUGAGGCAGAGAUGCAAUUGUUGUAGUGAAGUAUUAUAUAAGAAUUCCUGGUCGUAGAUUGAUACUUCAAUUUUCUCAGUGUAAAUGAGUUUAAAAUGUUGGGGAUUCAUGUUUGAUAAAGUGAAGACUUUCUCUUAAAUCAUAAUGCAUUGAAGGUUAGCUUUCCAG